AGUGCGUCUGGUUCAACAGUUGAGAAUUGCCGGCGAUCGGGCAACCAGGGAAACCCUCCGGUUUUCCUCCGAAUCCAACAGGGAUACGCGAUUACUUCUACAUUUCACGACGCCGCGACCAUGGUGGUGGUAACAGCAGGCUCCGCGGGGCCCCACAAAGUGCUCCUCAUUUCCGGGAAACCGGCCGGCUCGCAGACGGGCUUCAACCGGCCGAUCUCCGUCGUCCUGCCGUCCUCCAGCCCGGCGUCGUCGGAUUCAGAGUCCAACUCGUCCGCGGGGCCGCCGAUCCGGAAGAGGCAGCGGCUCACCCACCUGAGUCCGGAGGAGAAGGCGCUCCGCAGGAAACUGAAGAACAGAGUCGCAGCUCAGACGGCCAGAGACCGGAAAAAGGCCAAAAUGGGGGAGCUGGAGCAGCAGGUCCUGGAGUUGGAGCUGGAGAACCAAAAACUUCACAUCGAAAACAGGCUACUUCGGGAAAAAUCCAGUGGCCUGCUGACAGAAAACGAGGAACUGAGACAGAGACUUGGGUUGGACACCCUCGACUCCAAGGAGAAGGUUCAGGUUUAUUUGUCCACGGGGAACGACGCAGGUUUGGGGAUCGGGUCUUCUGAGUCUGCAGCACUCAGGCUACGUGUGUCCGCAGCAGGUGCAGGCCCAGCAGUCCCCAAAUCUGAAGACUUCUCAAUGGAUUCAGAUGAUCCUGACACUACAGACCAUGAGUCUGAUCUGCUCAUGGGCAUUCUGGACAUCCUUGACCCAGAGCUGUUCCUCAAGUCCUGCGAACAGGAGUGCCCAGAACCGCAGGUGCUGCUGGUCGGAGGGGGGCACCCAGUACCUGCCACCGCACCUGCGCCUCUGGGGGCCCCAUCAGUUAAGCUGGAGGCCCUUAAUGAACUGAUCCACUUUGACCACAUCUACACGAAGCCCGUGGAGGAGGUGGGCGGCGGUGGCGGGCAUCGCGACGGCUCGGAGAGCGACACAGAGGAGGAGGAGGAGGAGAAGAGCAGCGUUGAGGCAGACUUCCUCGUCACAGGUGACGCUGACGACGGCGGCGGCGUGGUGGUCGAGGAGGAGACGGUCAGUGUCAAGGACGAGCCGGAGGAGGAGGUCAUCGCCAGCUGUGACGCUCACAGUCCGCUGGAUGACUUUUUCUCCGGCGUGUCCCCCGCGGCCCUCGGCGGCCUGGAUAAGGAGCCGUGUCUCGCAGACACCUACAGCGACUCUGGAUACGAAGGAUCCGCGUCCCCUUUCAGCGACAUGUCCUCGCCCCUGUGCUCCGAGAGCACCUGGGACGACAUGUUCGCCAAUGAACUUUUCCCCCAGCUUAUCUGAAUCAACCGUCCAGCCCAUAAGUCAAAAAUAAAUGUAUGUAGUUCAGUAACUACAGAGAAGCACACAGUGCUUCAUGGCAACAAAAGGACACCACCCAAUCGGCUCGUGUACGGGCCGAAGUUAAGCACAUGAUUUCCUUUUUUUUAUUACAGCAGGUCUGUAUCAUUUGGCGAUGCUGCGUUGACUUGCGGGAGAUGGAGUUCAUGGCGGCUUAUUUUGGCGACAAAAAAUUCACUCACUGUUCAAAACGACACGUGGGUGGAAUCCAGUAUUGUAAAUGAAUAGGGGGAAGGGGGGGGGGGCGACCAUUUAAAUAUAAGCUUUUUAUUUAUUUGUGUGUUCUGAUUCAGAGUCAUUGUACGUCCACAUGUAAAGACGCUUUCUUCUAAUUUGUCGACGCUCUCCACGUAGUCUUAAUUACUGCAUUAAAAAACUUUUUGCAUUGCA
Molecule: messenger RNA, 1779 nt
Organism: Gasterosteus aculeatus aculeatus (three-spined stickleback)
Lineage: Eukaryota; Metazoa; Chordata; Actinopteri; Perciformes; Gasterosteidae
Gene: xbp1
Product: X-box binding protein 1
Biological process (GO): regulation of DNA-templated transcription
Cellular component (GO): nucleus
Molecular function (GO): DNA-binding transcription factor activity, RNA polymerase II-specific; RNA polymerase II transcription regulatory region sequence-specific DNA binding
Source: RefSeq, a predicted model, not a curated record